This is a messenger RNA of Trichosporon asahii var. asahii CBS 2479, 1257 nucleotides long. RefSeq lists its product as uncharacterized. NCBI's taxonomy places the organism in Eukaryota, Fungi, Basidiomycota, Tremellomycetes, Trichosporonales, Trichosporonaceae. The record is from RefSeq and is a predicted model, not a curated record. The transcript has a single exon. Bases 1 to 1257 code for a protein of 418 amino acids.
AUGUCAGAGCAGCCAGCCGACGACGACAAGAGUCGCCCCAACUCGACCGCAGCGUCUUCCUCGGAAGCGACCGUCGUUCCCUGGAAGUCGUGGUCGCUUGGUCAGGAUCCAGAUGAGGACAUGCAAGAGCAGGAUCCGACGCUGCUAACGACGAACCGCCUGGUUUCAGUCCGACUAUCUGAUGGAUCGUCCUUAGGACCUCCACAUGCGGAGGAAGAGCGAACACGGACGAUCUCAGGCAAGAGUAUGGCGACGACUGCGACCUCUCGGACAAGCUGGCAGACGCAAGGCUCGAACUGGCAGCCGGAAGAGCGUACACAACUAGACGACGUCCUUCACUUUGCCCCAGUCGAGUUCGAUACCCACCUGAAGAUCCCCUCCAGCUUCAAUUACAAGAGAAGCAGCCGAGCCAGUAAGGCUAGCCGAACCAGCAGGAUCAGCAAGACCAGCAAGAUCAGCAAGCUUAGCGGGGUCAGUGGUUCGACCCACAACUCUCGGUCGGCUUCACCCGCGUACCUGACCGCAGAGGACUUCGGGAACGGAUCAAGCAUCAAUGAUCGCCACUUGUCCCGCAGCUCGUACUAUACCUCGGAUGCGGCGACCUCAACGAACACGCACGAUUUCACUGAUGCCCGACCACACAGCCCAGACUCGUCGUAUCACGAUGACCUCGACUCGUACCAGACGGAGUCGGAAUCCGGAUCAGAAACAACACAUGAGUGCGGGCCGCCUGAGCCAAAGGAAGACGAUGUUACCGGGGAGGCCGUUCCUAGCCCCAGCGGUCCAGUCGUUCCGGAUAGUGGGGAUGAGGUGCCUAGCCCACCACCACCACCGGAUGAACCGCAACCACUAGCCGACGAGAAGGAGGCCGAGAAGGAGAAGGGGGUUAUGCUACGAAGAGAGAGCACGACACGCAGUCUGCUCGAGCGCAUAGCUCUGCAGCAUGUCAUGAACAACAAGGCCUUGCCGCCUCGGCCGACGAGUAUGCCUGGUCGACCGAGAAGUACGCACCCGCGACCAAAAUCCAUGGCACUGUCUCGACCAUCGACGAAGUCGGUCAAAUCGGAAAAGUCGAUGCGAUCGAAUGCAUACACUCAACCCAGCAUUGCGUCUGUGACCCAGACGUACAGCAAGUAUCGGAUACAGUCUGGGCAUCGACCCAACGACUCGUUCAUCUGGGUCGACAGCGAGGCUGAGCCGGACUAUGCCAACAUGACGCCUGUCCGCUUCUGGAUCGUCUUCAUCGCCAUGAAGUAG